Messenger RNA from Cherax quadricarinatus, 774 nucleotides. RefSeq names its product NPC intracellular cholesterol transporter 2 homolog a-like. Gene Ontology annotation, biological process: intracellular cholesterol transport. The record is from RefSeq and is a predicted model, not a curated record. NCBI's taxonomy places the organism in Eukaryota, Metazoa, Arthropoda, Malacostraca, Decapoda, Parastacidae. Gene Ontology annotation, molecular function: sterol binding.
UGUAAGCAUAUGGGUUCAAAGUUUGUGAAGUAUGGCUGGGAAAAAAGGCACCUGUGUAACCCCUGGGAAAUCGUUUAACACCUUGAAGGGAGAGAUAUGUUAUUUUGGUUCACAUGACCACUACUACAGAGCAACUGUGACGAAGUACCACAACACCUAUACACCUCUCAAGUGUUCACUCUCCCACCAUGGGAGCUAUAUAAAAGCUGCAGCAGUCUCCCUGUCAAUUACUCGUCUAGUAGUGGUGAUAGCAGUAAUGCAUCCUUCCUUCCUUUUACUUGCUGCCCUUCUGGGUGUUGCCUCUCCUACUUUUGUUCAAGACUGUGGAUCCACAGCCGAAGUUGAGGAAGUAAGAAUCACUGACUGUGACAUUCCACCAUGCAUUCUUGAACGUGGGAAAGACAUCAUAGUUGAUAUAGACUUUAUCAACGCCAAAGCCUCCACUACAUUGACAACUAAAGUCUUUGGAACAAUAUCUGGUGUUGACAUUCCAUGGACUGGUGUUGUACCUGAUGCCUGUACCACACUUGUAGCUGGUGACUGCCCUCUUGAAGUUGAUGAAAAUGUUUCAUACUCUGCAGUUGCGCCAGUCCUGAACAAUUAUCCAACUGUAAGUGUCAUUGUGAGAUGAUUGGAGGAUGAUGAUGGUGAAACUACUGUCUGCUUUAUGGUGCCAGCACAACUUGUGUAAUAUGUACCAUGUUAUGGUAUAAUAAUGUAUUCAUUAAAAAAUAAUAAAAAUAAGCAAGCUGAACAAUAAAAUAUACUUCAUAA